AGAGCUAUGACUCAGCUGAGAAUGAAGAGGCGUAAGUGGUUCUACAAAUACCCAACUCGACAAAGUCUCCUUAUCUUGGUUUUAACAGUAUGGCUGCUUUCACUACUGAAACUUCUCAAAGUUGAGCGACUGUUGUUCUCUCACAAGGAUAUUUAUUUUGUAGAGCCAAUUCUGAGCACCUCAUCAUUUGUGAAGAACAAGUACCCCCACGUCAAAAGUCAUGUGCAGUAUGAAAUUAACUGUUCCUCCAUUUACAAUGAAGAGCCUGUAGAGAUCGGCAAGUCUUUAGAAAUUAAGAGAAAAGAAAUAAUUGAUUUAGAUGAUGAUGAUGUCAUAGCAAUGACUAGUGACUGUCAUGUGUACCAUAAAAUUAGAGAAUAUAACUUAAAGCCUGUUUCUCUGGAAGAGGAAAAAUUCCCUUUAGCCUAUUCUUUGGUGGUUCACAAAGAUGCCAUGAUGGUUGAGAGGCUCAUCCAUGCAAUAUACAGCCGUCAAAAUGUUUACUGUAUCCAUUAUGACCAAAAGUCAUCUAGCACUUUCAAACAUGCUUUGGACAAUAUAGCCAAAUGCUUUUCCAAUAUUUUCAUAGCAUCCAAAUUGGAGGUGGUAGAAUAUGCCCAUAUUUCAAGGCUUCAGGCAGAUCUGAAUUGUUUGUCUGAUUUGUUUAAAUCUUCUGUUCCAUGGAAGUAUGUAAUCAAUUUGUGUGGCCAAGACUUUCCAUUACGGCCAAACUUUGAGCUGAUAUCUGCACUUAAGAAAUUAAAUGGAGGAAAUAUGUUAGAGACGAUCAAGCCAAGUAGCAGCAAAAGGGAACGAUUUAUUUAUCACUAUGAACUUCAGAAAAUGCCUUACUUAUACACAAAGGUGCCUAUGAAAACUAAUAUCUCUAAGGACCCACCACCCCACAAUAUUGAGGUUUUUGUAGGCAGUGCUUAUUUCAUUUUAUGUCAAGAGUUUGUACAGUUUGUCCUUGAAAGUUCCAUUGUUCAAGAUUUUUUUGAAUGGUCAAAGGACACUUACUCUCCUGAUGAACAUUUUUGGGCAACCCUUGUUCGUGUACCUGGCACACCAGGAGAGGUUUCAAGAGCAGCUCCAGAUAUCACAGAUCUUCAGAGCAAAACACGUUUGGUAAAAUGGAACUACCUUGAGAAUCAUCUAUAUCCUCCUUGCACUGGUACACAUCUUCGUAGUGUAUGCAUUUAUGGAGCUGCAGAACUGAGAUGGCUCAUCAGCUAUGGGCACUGGUUUGCCAAUAAAUUUGAUUCCAAAGUGGAUCCUGUUUUAAUAAAAUGUUUGGCAGAAAAACUUGCAGAAAGGCAGAAGGAAUGGGUUGAUUUGUCUUCAGAAAAACUUUUUCUGCACAGGACAUUUACAGAUGUUUCAGCAGCACAGCCAACCCAUGACUGGUCUUUGCAGGAAAAAAGUUGAGUUACAUUGCUCAGCAUGCAUCUUAUAUCUACCUUGGUGGAAUCCAGUUGUCCUUUUAUAUAUGUAGCUAAAGGGAAGGUGUAUUAGAUGAGCUGCAUAGAGCCCAUGGAGCAGAUGUGGGAGCAGGGGAAACUAGAAGCAGUGGGUGAGGUUCCCUGCUCCCCAGCAGUAAAAAGCCAGUAAUAGAGGGCUUGUAGAAAUUUGCUUAACCCAGUGCUUCCCAAUUUUCCUGAACUUCUUUUGAACUUGCUCUAACUUCUCACCCUCUCCAAAUGAACACUGGUAAGUUGCCUGCAGCCUUUGUUACAUGCUAAGGUUUCUGAAACAGGGUGCUCAUCCAACAAUGGUAUUAGAAGAAAUGAUUUUUUCACCUUCCACAAAUGCACAGAAACAAUAAUUAGAACAACAUAGCAUUCCCACCCCCCCAUUAUGUUGAGGCUAGAUGGUAAAGAGGCAAUCACCUUCUACAAAUCUAAUGUGGAUUGGUGAAAGUUCUCUGAGCACUCCAGGAAUUUAUACUAUUUUUCUUGGUAUCCCAUGCCUUACAGUGUGAGAACAGAUGAGUUAUUACUUAUGUUGUUUGUGGUGGUCUGUUUUCCAAGUCUACAGGAUAGAUAGAGUUUCUAGUGCUUAAAUUCCUUCUGUGUCCAUCUGGCUCUUCUGAUUUAUAGGAUGCUACCACAAGGCAGAAUAAAUUUACAGCAGAUAUUUCAGUUGCAGUCCUGUUGUGCGCCCAGUGGUGCAUAGAGAUGAUAUGAGCCUUCUCUGUGCUGUAUGAGUCCUACAUAGGGCUUGUAGAAAUUUUUAAUUAUUUUGAAGAUUUCAUUGUGCUUGUAAUGGUUCAGUUGGAUGGGAUACAGGUAUCUUCUCUAUAGGUUGUGCUACUAUUGCAAUGAAUCCACUGCUGCAGUUUGGCAUUGCAUCUUCUAUCUCCCUACUGAUACCAGCAUUGCUAUGUGUGAGAUGGUUUACAAUAGCGAGGGACAUUUGAACAGUACAUUGGGAAUUACUGAUGACAACGUACACAAUUAUUCCAAGCCUUUGAUCUUUUUAGUUCUUUCUAGGCUGGCUACUGGGUUGUUUUUUUAUAUGUGCAUGCAUGUGUGUAGCAUUUUUAAAGGGGGAAAAGGUGGUAAGCCUGAUCAUGACUUAAUUCAUGCAAGCAGUGCCCUGACUAUUAUAGAAAACUUUCUGUUCUAUUUCAUUGAUGGGUAUGCAUGUUCUGUACAUGUCAAUAUUGUACAUUUCAACAUUUCCCCCAAGAGGUUUAUUUCUCAUCACUAUCAAGCAAAGGUGUCAUAAUACAGAUUCAGGAUCAGGGGCUUAAGGAAAUGUAACACUGUGGGUGAUUGUCAGCUCCAUUGUUUAAAAUAUAUAUUAUGUACAUGCACUUAUUUAUAAACCCAUUAUUUGAAGGCGGUGAGGAAAGAUUAUAGGAAGGAAGGCCUCUAAAGAUCUGUGUUAGUUUAGAAAUGUUUGUACAAAUUAUGGUCCCUCAGGAUCAAAAAUGUACUGAAGGAACACCCUAUCUAAAUGAAUCACACUGAGGUAGAAGUUGAGAGUUAACUUUCUUCCUUAACGGUAAAACCCAGCUGUGCCUUGUCUGUACCUCAGGAAAAUAGUCUUAUAGGCUGAAAUAAAUGGAAAUCAUAGAUAGCUUUUAUAAUGAUGUAUGCUUAGUCUACUACCUCAAGGAAGAUAUGCAGGAUCUAUACAAACCCAGGACUGAUGAAAAGUCUGAAACAGAGAAUUAUUACUUGAGGCCAAAACUGGUUAACAUAAUGUCAUUCAGGAGCCAAUUUUAUUGUUCCGGUUGUCAACCAUUAGAGAGGUUGGCAACUGGAUGGUAGUUGGCAAGUGCUGUUCAGAAAUCAUGGAAUGAUUGGGUAGGGGCUGAGCAAUCUUUGUCUUGUACAAAAUUGCCUCAAUUAUUGAAUAUAUAUGGCAUGAAAGCUGUCCCAUGUUCAGUUCAACUGCUGUUUUGACCAUGUGAAAGUUCCAUAUAGUGAAACACUGGCAACUUUUUCUUGUAAAUCAGUGGAACACAAGGUAUUUUAUAGCCAACCUUGGGCUACUUUGGGGGGGAAAUGUAUAAUGUGAAAAUGCUUCAAAUGUUUUAUAACACAUUAUAAAUCCAGUGUAUUUCAAAUAGUGGUGUGGUCUUUCUGUCUACGAUAUUUAAAUAGGGUGCUAGUUCAUUCUGCUUCCUCUCUGGGAGGAAUAUAUCAGUUACUACAGUGUAACCAAGCAUAAUAUUGCCAGUAAAAAUACUGAAAGAGACAGAAAUACAGAGACAGGACACAGUGGUGUUCUUAAACAUGGAAAGAUCUGGGGCUACAGAUUAUGUACAAUGUAAUUUGUUGAGUAUUGUGAGUUUCUUCUGCUCAUGUUCUACUGUGAUUUAUGUAUGCUUCACGUUAACUACUGAAUUGUGUGGAGGAAACUCAUGACAGCACUUGGUCUAUCUGUCUUUGGCCAGUUCCCACAGUCAUCUCACCAUCUGGAGCAGCUACUACAUGAGUUCAGUUUCAAGCAGCCUGCUCCUUGUUUUUCUUGUGAACCAGGUUUUAAAGGGAAGCUAAAUUUCCUUCUAAAGUUGAAAACUGCUGUGUGGCAAAGGUGCACACAUACGUUAGUACUUGAGUAGGAAAAGAAGGAGAUGAUGGUGAAGAUGAUUAUAUUGGAUUUAUAUCCCACCCUAUACUCUGAAUCUCAGAGCCGUCACAAUCUCCUCUACCUUUCCCCCCACACACAACAGACACCUUGUGAGGUGGGGGGGGCAGGCUGAGAGAACUCUUACAGCAGCUGCCCUUUCAGGGACAACUCCUAGAAGAGCUAUGGCUGACCCAAGGCCUUUCCAGCAGAUGCAAGUGGAGGAGUGGGGAAUCAACCCCGGUUCUCCCAGAUAAGACUGCACACUUUCAGUUGAUUUCAAUUUAUAUCUCGCCCUUCCCACCAAAGUGGCUCAGGGCAGCUCACAACAUAUAAGAUCUAACAUAAAUUUUAGAUUUAAAAUACAUCAAGUUACAGCAGUUAAAACAAUAAAACAAUAAAACAUAUAAAACAAGCGAUCUAUGAGAAUACUACACCGAACUGGCUCUUAGUGCAUGGCCAUGCUACCUUCACCUUCCUCUGCAGUGUGGAGAGGCUGGGGAAGUAAUGUGCCUGCAGCCCUCGCUGGUGUUGGUGAUCUAUUCCUUUUUGGGAUGUGAACUAGUGUUUAAGCACGUGGUGUCCCAGCUGCAUUCUGAAGGAGUACAAUCUCAGAAGGGCUGUGCUAUAUAUAUAAGAUUUUUCUGAAUAUGCAGCCUUAACCUUUUGAAAACUGAGACUCUGUGUGAAAGUAGUUCCAUAGAUUAUCAGUCACCCCUUUUUGUAAUUGGACCUUCAGUUACAGAGCAAGUCUGAAGUGAUGCUAGUCACAAAAAGAGCUCCAAAUUCCUGUGUUAUUUCAUAGCUUAAUUCAUUUGAAAAUCUUAUUUAUGAACUCUCCCAGGAGGUUCAGAUAUUUCACUGGCAUGCAGUUAUGAAAUCCUUAAUGCAUAAGAAAAGGUAGAAAAGAACUAUUUGCAAUAUGAGUGAGUAUUUUGGCUAAGACAAGUUUUGCAUUAUAAACUUUCUUUUGCCAACUGGUAGAAUAUUCCAAAUGGUGAGAAGGAAUAAAGUGCCCUAGUUCUCAACCCAUUAAUUCACAAAUAUGUAAACACAAGACACAAAUGAUCAGCUGUAAUUGUUUUAAAAACUUAGACUCAUAAUACAUUAUUUUUUAUAAUAAAACUUGAAAUUCCCUGUUUGCAUUA
Molecule: messenger RNA, 5228 nt
Organism: Heteronotia binoei (common prickly gecko)
Lineage: Eukaryota; Metazoa; Chordata; Lepidosauria; Squamata; Gekkonidae
Gene: GCNT4
Product: glucosaminyl (N-acetyl) transferase 4
Exons: 2
Coding region: 7-1428 (473 amino acids)
Cellular component (GO): membrane
Molecular function (GO): acetylglucosaminyltransferase activity
Source: RefSeq, a predicted model, not a curated record